Rotaria sp. Silwood2 is the source of this 606-nucleotide messenger RNA. Lineage: Eukaryota; Metazoa; Rotifera; Eurotatoria; Philodinida; Philodinidae. The record is from the annotation of a GenBank genome assembly.
AUGGCUACUGCUAUGAGAAGCACUACAGGAAAGGAUAUGUGUGAUAUGUGUUCUCCGAAACAAGUUGUUGCCAUUACAUCCUGUAAAGGCUGUUUGAAAGAUAUGUGUCGUAAACAUUUCAAUGAACAUCGUGAGAAACUUUUCAAAGAUUUACAUAACGUCUUUGAUCUUCAUGAUAAUCUUCUGCAAGAACUACAACUUACAAUUAAUCGUGCAUCAAAAUCAUCGGUCAAUGAUAAAGCUCUUGCUUUUUUAAUACAAAUUGAUGAAUGGAAAGCAAGAACAAUCGAGCGUGUUUCGCAAGCAGCUAACGAAGCACGUACAAAUGUUGAACGCUUGUUUAGUAGAAAAAUCGAAUAUGAGCAAUUGAAGCAAUUGAAGCAAAAAGUUGACGAAAUUACGAAAGAGUUAAAGGAACAGCAAGAAUCAGAAAGUUUUGUGGAAAUUGAUAUCGAUUAUUGGAUGAAACAAUUGAAACAACUAAAAACCGAUCUUAAUCGACCAUCAAAAGUCGACACUAAUCCUCCAGUUCUUCAAAUACAAAAUGUUGAUUGGAAUUCAGUUAUCAAGGUCUCAUCUCCUAAUGAACUGGAGAAAGGUAUGUAG